AUGCAGCAGGGUGCUACGAAUGAGGAGCGCAAGCCUUGCAACGAGGCCGUCGAGGUCGUGCGAUUGCUAUAUGCCCGCAACGGCGUGCACAACAAGCGUUUCUCCACGACCCUGGUGCUCGCAGUUCGCCGGGGGGGCAUGCUGAGGCCCGGCUUACGCACGGCCUACACUCCGGAGACGACCCGGCGGAUUGUUGUUUGCGUCGCCGCUCUGUUCCUUUCGCCCAUGUGCUUCAGGAGCAGCCUCUCCGCCCUGCGCUUCAUGUGCUUCGCGAGCGUCGCCAGCGUGAUCGUGGUCGGUGCAGUGGUUGGCUACCGUGCCUUCGAGUCGCUGGGGCACGAGCACACCAUCCAGGUCCAGAUGCCAAGUCACCUGAACCGUAUGGUGCAGGUGAUGCCGAACUACAACCUGUGGCCGGAGGACUGGGCAAAGGCGCUCUACGCUCUUCCCAUCUUUGGGGUCUCCUUUUUGUGCCACUUCAAUGCCCUGCCGACACACCAAGAGCUGGCCCGGCCCACACGCCAUCGCAUGCGGCGGGUGAUCCUCGUCACUCUCACGCUGACCUCGUUGAUAUACCUCUUCGUCAGCAUCUGUGGCUACAUCUUUGCUGGCUGCUACACCUGCGGCAACGUCCUCCUGAACUUCCCCUCGGAGGACAACCUCAUCAACGUGGCCAGAGUCGCCCUCGGUAUGGUCUUGAUGCUGAACUUCCCCCUCAUCUGCCAGCCGUGCCGGAACGCGCUCUUCCGGCUCCUGAGCGGCUCCGGCUGCGUGAAGGCGGCCGAGCCGCCGCUCCCGGAGGGAAGCGAUGGCCCCCGAGAGAACAGCUCUGGCUCCUUCAGCAUGGAGAUCGUUUCGACCUCAACGAACGACCUCACCAACGAAGUGGGGCAGGCGGAGCGGCUGCCGCGCGUCAGCGUGGGGGAUCCGAGACUCUCGAGGCAGCGAUCCUCCUCCCCUUCGAGGCAGUCCUCCGCACCAUCGUCACCUCCUCAGGCGUGCGUGCACGUCUACCUCCGCCAGGACACUCGCGGAGGUCGCAGUGAGAAUGGCGGUGCAAGGAACGCAGCUGACGUGCACGUCUUCGACACCUUCCUUCCCAAAGAAGAGGCCAUGCAGCAGGGCGCUAUUGAGCCCACCAGCUGCCAAAGAAUUGUGCUUACAACCCUUCUGCUGGGAACAUCUCUGCUUGUGAGCUGUGUCAUGAAGAGCAUCAUGGUCGUUUGGUCCGUGAUUGGCAGCACAGUAAGCUUCCUCAUAGCCUUCAUCCUGCCUGCGCUUUUCUGGUACAAGGUCGUGGGCCCCACCGCGCGCCCCUGGCGCCGCGCCGCGGCGGCGGGGCUCAUCGCCCUCUGCUGCGUGCUGUCGGCCAUCUGCUUCGUCCUCGCCUGUGUGAACCUGAACGAGCCCCCGUGCCCCACCAAGGGCCUGCCGGCCGUCAAGGUGAUCCAUCAUGAGAUGCAGCUGGAGACGGCCUGA
Molecule: messenger RNA, 1479 nt
Organism: Symbiodinium natans
Lineage: Eukaryota; Dinophyceae; Suessiales; Symbiodiniaceae
Source: the annotation of a GenBank genome assembly